Messenger RNA from Prorocentrum cordatum, 1017 nucleotides. The record is from the annotation of a GenBank genome assembly. NCBI's taxonomy places the organism in Eukaryota, Dinophyceae, Prorocentrales, Prorocentraceae.
AUGAUGGCAUGGAUCUACCAGAAGCACCAAAGCACACUGGGAUAUCACUGCUCGGCUGCGAGUGGUUGCGCCUCGCCGUCGGAUAUGCAGCUGGCGUCGGGCUACGCCGCAUUCGUGCGCCAGGGCACGCGCGUGCUCAUCAUCGACCACUGCGUGCCGCUUGUGGAGGCAGAUUCCGGCUCCGUGCGCAUGUGGGAGAUGAUGCAGAUACUCGUUGACAUGGGGUACGCCGUGACGCUUCAGCCCGAUUGUCCCAAAUCUUUUGCGAGGACUGCGGUGCCUCUCCUUGCGCUCGGCAUUCAGGUGUUGGCCCCUGGGUCCUUCAAGGCAAUGGCCGGAGCUCGUGGAACCAGUGACGUCAGCAACAGCGUGCCUUGCCCGUGGGAUCUCAUACUCAUAUCGCGGCGAGGCGUGUUCGCCAACAACAUAAUGAGUGUGGACAGACUUUGCCCCAGGGCUCCACUCAUCUACGACACAGUGGAUUUGCAUUUUGUCAGAGAGCGGAAGGGAGUGGAGUUAGCUUUGAAGCAGGGCGACCACAGCAAUAUUCCGAUUGGCGACGUGUACAGGGACCCGGUCGAGCUUGGUAUUCAGCAGGCAGAGCAGAUCUUGGAGGAAGGCGAACGAAGGGAAAAGAGCUACAUGAACCGAUCCGACUAUGUGUUGGUUGUGGCGCCUGCGGAGCAGAAGUUGGUAGCCGAGCUGUUCGGAGAAAAGAAGGCUACGCUACUCACGAACAUAUAUCCAGAUCCUGACAUGAGUGAGGACGACGUUGGCUUCGCGCAGCGCUCUGGCGCCCUCUUCGUCGGCAACGGGUGCCACCCGCCGAACCUUGAUGCUUCCAGGUUCAUCAUGCGCGAGAUCUUCGCGGACCCUACCAAGUAUCCCAGCGGCUUCAUGCACUUCGUCUGGUCGGACACGCUCAGGUGUCCGGACGUGGCGGGGGACAUCGUCGAGGAGGCCAGAAAGAACCCGAGCGUGACGCUCCACCUCGAUGUGAGCAACGAGGAGAGCUGA